Messenger RNA from Thecamonas trahens ATCC 50062, 273 nucleotides. RefSeq lists its product as uncharacterized. The transcript is spliced from 2 exons. The record is from RefSeq and is a predicted model, not a curated record. Lineage: Eukaryota; Apusomonadida; Apusomonadidae. The coding region runs from base 1 to 273 and encodes 90 amino acids.
AUGCUCAUCGCCGGCCAAGCUGGGUCCGGCAAGACCACAAUUGCCCGCAUCAUGGGCAAGCCCAUGCAGUACGCCGGCCUCCUCGCGCACCUACUCGCAGCUAGCCACCGACCUGGGUAUGCGCUGACGGACGCCAUCGGCGCGUCGUACGCGCCCGACAUCGACCGCUUCCUGGCCACAGACUCGGCUCUCCCGACCCGGUUCCCUGACGCGACGCGGUUGAAGGUCGACACGUACUCGGUCAUGCAACUGGUGUACAUCUGCCAGCUCUAA